Molecule: messenger RNA, 2763 nt
Organism: Rubroshorea leprosula
Lineage: Eukaryota; Viridiplantae; Streptophyta; Magnoliopsida; Malvales; Dipterocarpaceae
Source: the annotation of a GenBank genome assembly
ACAUUGCUUGGCAACAUUCAACACUUAGAUGUUUCAGCCAACUUUUUCCAAGGUCCAAUACCUAUAUUUUUCCAAAACAUGACUUCCUUGAUAUUUCUUUAUUUUUCUGGCAAUCAAUUGAAUGGGAGUAUUCCAGAUAGCAUCGAGCAACUUUCUAAGUUAGAGAUAAUAGAUCUUUUUGACAAUCAAUUGAGUGGGAGUAUUCCAAAUAACAUCGGGCAACUUUCUAAGUUAAAGAGAAUUUAUCUUUCUGACAAUCAAUUGAGUGGGAGUAUUCCAGAUAGCAUCGGACAACUUUCUAAGUUAGAGAGAAUUGGUCUUUUUGACAAUCAAUUGAGUGGGAGUAUUCCAGAUAGCAUCGGACAACUUUCUAAAUUAGAGAGAAUUGGUCUUUUUGACAAUCAAUUGAGUGGGAGUAUUCCAGAUAGCAUUUGGCAACUUUCUAAGUUAGAGAGAAUUGAUUUUUCUAACAAUCAAUUGAGUGGGAGUAUUCCAGAUAGCAUCGGGCAACUUUCUAAGUUAGAGGAAAUAGAUCUUUCUAACAAUCAAUUGAGUGGGAGUAUUCCAGAUAGUAUCGGGCAACUUUCUGAGUUAUGGAGAAUAGAUCUUUCUGGCAAUCAAUUAAGCGGGAGGAUUCCAAAUAGCAUCGGACAACUUUCUAAGUUAGAGAUCAUAGUUCUUUCUAGCAAUCAAUUUGGAAUAGGAUUUCCUGAAUGGCUUGAAUUACAAAAGACAGCAAUCAUAGUUGAUCUCUCUAAUGCUAGCAUCUCAGGUCCUCUUCCAAAAAAUAUAAGUCUUAUGAUGCCAAUGUUGAAUGGAUUAUAUCUUGCAAAUAACCUCAUGAACGGUUCAAUUCCAAAGUCACUAUUCAAUUUAAAAUAUUUGCUAGACCUUGAUCUCUCAAAUAAUAUGUUAUCUGGAAAUAUUCCAAAGUCACUAUGCAAUUCAAAAUCUUUGGGACUUCUUGAUCUCUCAAAAAAUAUGUUAUCCGGAAAUAUUCCUAAUUGUUGGAGAAACAAUCAAUCAUUCAAUUAUAUUGAUCUAUCUUCUAACAAUCUCUCGGGUUUAUUUCCGAGCAAAAUGGCACGACUUUCUUCUUUAAUUAUACUGCAGUUGAACAACAACAGUCUCCAUGGGGGAUUACAUGUGGCCUUGAAAAACUUCCCUUUUUUAGUGAUUUUGGAUUUGGGUGAAAAUACAUUUUCUGGAAAUUUAACAAGCAUUGUAGGGAGCAAGAUCGGCAACUACUCUUUAAAGGUUCUUCGAUUACGAAAAAAUUUGAUUUCCAGUUAUAUUCCUUUGGAACUAUGCUCUCUCUCUCAUUUGCAAAUUCUAGAUCUUGCAGAUAACAAUCUAACAGGAAGAAUUCCUCCUUGUUUUGGAAAGUUUCUAACUAUGGUGAAUGCAACGCAAUUGAUCUAUGAGAGCGACAAUGUAAAUUGGGAACUUGCAACUUUGAUGGAAGUUGUUAAAGGGAAAUACCUUGAGUAUAAAAGCAAACCUCUAAGAUUUGAGACUAGUAUAGAUCUUUCGAGUAACAAUCUAAUAGGAUCUAUACCAGAGGAGCUAAUUUCCCUCAAGGAUUUGCAUAAUUUGAAUCUGUCUUGGAAUCAUCUCUCAGGACAAAUCCCUGAGAAAAUUGGACAAAUGGAGAAUUUGGAAUCUCUCGAUUUCUCUGAGAAUGGCUUCUCAGGAACAAUCCUGAGUAGCAUGUCAGGUUUAACCAAGUUAAGCCACCUCAACUUGUCCUACAACAACUUGUCAGGGCCAAUUCCAACAGGUUUUCAGCUCCAAACACUUGAAGAUCCAACCAUGUAUGUAGGCAAUCCUCAACUCUGUGGAGCUCCACUCGUGAAGAAAUGCUUAAGUGAUGCACUACCUCCGACAACCGCCGACUUCAAGGACAAUGAUGAAAGUGCACUUAAAAGAAUGUGGUUUUACAUUAUCGUGAUGUUAGGCUUUGCAAUUGGAUUUUGGGGAGUUGUGGGAACUUUGAUUUUCGUGAAAAGUUGGAGAUAUGCUUACUUUCAAUGGGUGGAUGACGUCGCACACUGGAUACUUGUGGUUAUAACAUUGAAGGUGGCAUGAUUCAAAAAGAUGUUCAAUGGCAACCCAAGAUGAUCAAUGAAUUAUAUAUAAAGUAUGUUGUUGUUGCUACAUUUAUUAUUAAGUUAGUUAGACAACCUCAUGUUGUAAGGUAUGGUGUCAGGUCCAACUUUAAAUGGUCCAAUAUUGAAUAAGCCAAUUUUAAAUGAACACAUAAGGAUUAAAGCUUGUAAAAUUUUCGAUAAUAUAACAUAGGCUAUAGUUCCAUACGUUUCACAAAAAUCAAAAUACAUAGAUUCUAACAAAAAAUAGAGAAUUCUAUGCAAGGCUUUUAGAUUGCAUGGAUUUCUAUCUUUCCAAUUUUGUUUAAAAAAAAAAAAAGAAGAAGCAAAAGAUGAGAGAAUGAGAUAGGAAGAAUGACUCAGUUAAGUAUACAAUAAUAGCCAAAAUAAAGUCCUUACAUAUUCAUGGUCAAAGUUUGGAACUUUCAAUGACACACAAUCAAAUCACUCAAUUGAGUAUCCAAUAUAAUGCUACUCUUAAUGUAAAAUUCCCAUGUCUUCAAUAUUUCCUAAAAGACAUUUUCACAUUGCAUAAGGCAUAUCAAUUAUAGGCUCAUAAAACAUUGUCAAGGCUAAAUAGUGAAGUCCGUUACCUUAGUUUAACCAUGAAUAAUGAACUGAUUCUUGCAACAAAAAAUGAAACACAAUUGAUCAU